UGCCGGUGUGUUUGUGUUAUCGUCGGCCGCUUUAUGCACUCCACAUUCCUCGUUUCAUUUUGGCCGCCAGUUGUGUUUUCGAUUGCUCUGCGUGCUGGUCGUUCCUCCAAGUCUGCAGUUCUGCACGAUUCUACAAGUCUACGAUUCUUCGCGCGUACUCCAACUCCCCAUUCAUCCGUCUGUUUGUUUGGUUGUUUCCUUUCUUCGUUGCACUUUUUGCGCGCGCGCAACCGCCGAUAAACAGAGAAAAGAAGAAAAGGAGAAAUUCUGCAACAAACACUGGAAGUGCAAUUUUAAAUAGACGAUCCCGUGAAUGUUUUCCAGUUGAAACAUUUACUUUCGUUUCAUUUUUUUUUUUAAAUUUUGUUCUGUUAAGUGUUGAAAAAGGAGUUUUUGCAGUCACAGCAAAAUAAAACUUUUCGUCAAAAUGCAGCAGAAAGUCGAAGAGAAAAUCGAUCCCCUGACACGCAUUCAGGAGGAGAUCAAGGAGGUGGUGCGUCGCGAGGAGGAGUACCGCCAGCUGGCCACACUGUCGUCCAGCGCCUCGAUCACUUCCGCUUCGCCGGACUUCGAGACAUACACGGUUAAUGGUAGCUUUGAGCCGAAACUGCAGCAGGAUGAUGAGCACGAUCUGGUCGAGAGUCCAGAUCAGGACCAGGGCAUGCUGGUCACCGCCCAGCCGGCGGCCGUGCAGACCACCUCGCUCCUGCUGCCCAUCGACGAGCUGUCCAACACACCAUCGCUGGCCUCCAGUGUUAAUAGCGCCAAGGAGGAGAGCCUCGAUGGCCAGCACUCGGAUGACUCGGGCAUUUCGGCCUCCUCGCAGAGCAACACCCUCAUCACUGGGAUCACCACGAAUGUGGCCAAGCAGCAGCCACUCAAACUGACCGUGGUGACGCGUCAGGAGCAGCGCUACAUUGGUCCCAACUGCUACAAUCUGACACCUGAACCGCCACAGCAGAAGCUGAUCACCCGCACCAUAUCCACGCCCCAGCUGAGUGGUCUGCCCCAGAAGCGGCAGUUUGCCUUCGGUGGCGCCACCAAGGGUGUGAUGCAGCGCUUCAUUGCCUCGCAUGGCAAGUUGGGCAACACCAGCCCGCUGCCGGCUGCGUCUCCAAUGACCCUGUCCCUGGGCGCCGCCAAUGGUAAUGGCGGCCUAAAUGUCAAUGGUCAGAUCAACAAUAUCAGCAGCAGCAACAACAAUAACAACAACAACAACAACACCCUCAAGCUGAACACGCGCACAGCCAUGGCUUUCCUGGAAUCCGGAGGUUCCACGGGCGGCAUCAACUCGUCAUCGGUGGCCCUAUCGUCGGCGGCAAUCGAACGGGACUCGGAAGGCAGGCCCCUGCGACGAGGAUAUGUCCCCGUUGAGCAGAAGAUCCAGCGCGAGCUGCAGGACCUGAAGUCACGCGAAUCGGAGUUGAAGCGUCUGCGCAAGAUCAACAGGCAGAACACACUGAAGGCCUCCCUGGACAAGCUGCAACUGAGCACAGAUGAUGAGGCCGAUGCAGAUGAUGAUGAUGAGGACUCCGAGGUGGAGCACUGCUACGGGCCCGGAAAACUGCGCAAUGCCCAGUCCACACAGGAACUGGAUAGGAAUGGAAACGAGCAGGACAUCGUUCACAAGCCAUCGGGCAAUCGCAGUCUGAACGCAGCCGCCUAUAUAGCCAAUGGAAUCAGCAAUGGCAAUGGCAACGGCAUGCGCCCGGCGAUGUCGCUGGCCCAGCUCUGCGAUCUGACGCCCGAGGAGGCGCCCUCAUCGCGAGGACUCAUCGCCCAGUGGGAGAACCUGAUCAAGAAGAACGCCGAGGUGGGAACGGUCGAGGCGAUCAUCUAAAGAAUGUGGGUCGGGAACCCUGCCCAAAUGGCAAAACAAAAAUGAUGAAAUACAAAAACAUACACACCAACGACCUGGUGCAGAGCAGACCAAAUUAUUUAAUAUAGUGUCCACACUAACGCACUUGAUCCUCCCACUUCUCCGAGUCCACGUCCACGUCCAGGUCCUUCUCCUUCUCCUUCUUCUCCCCCUCCACCUGCGAAAGCUGCUUAUCAACGAAUUAAUCUUAAUGCCAACCAAUGGGAAUCGAAAUUAUAACGAAAUUGAAUUGCCUGUACUUAAAGCGAUUUAUAUGUGUAAUUUGUAAUGUGUACGUGAACUGUUCGAGAACUCUAUUGUAUAUAAAUAAUUCUUCGUGUUUCCAGUGCGAGUACAGUCGACUUGCUUAUAAUUUAUUACAAAUCAACUUUAUAUAUACCCUAUAUGAAAGUAUAUAAACAAAAUACUAUAUGUACGAAACCAAUAUGAGAAAACGAUUUAAAAAAAAAAAAUAAAAAAAUAUUUGAUUGAUA
This is a messenger RNA of Drosophila simulans, 2352 nucleotides long. RefSeq names its product putative mediator of RNA polymerase II transcription subunit 15 (gene mdu). NCBI's taxonomy places the organism in Eukaryota, Metazoa, Arthropoda, Insecta, Diptera, Drosophilidae. The record is from RefSeq and is a predicted model, not a curated record. The transcript has 4 exons. The coding region runs from base 428 to 1840 and encodes 470 amino acids.